UUACGUCACUGCCCAGAAGGAAGCGGUGAGAGAGACUGGGAAGACAGGUUGGUCGCCGCUGGUAUCCGAGGAUGAAGGUUUCCUGUGAGGCCGGAGCUCAGGGCUCUCUGGGCCGCGCCUGGAAGCAGAUGUCGUGGCUGUAUUACCAGUACCUGCUGGUGACCGCCCUGUACAUGCUGGAGCCGUGGGAGAGGACCAUCUUCAACUCCAUGUUGGUCUCAAUCAUUGGAAUGGCUUUGUAUACAGGAUAUAUUUUUAUGCCGCAACAUAUUCUCGCAAUUUUACACUACUUUGAGAUUGUUCAGUGACACAAAGGGGACUUCCAUGGCAAGGCCUAUAAGGACAGAGCAUCGGUCUUGGGCAUUAUUGGUGUCAGAAUGAAACAGAGAAGUUGGCAUUGCCAUGUCCUGCUUAGAAGACGCCAAGAUUGGAUCAGUGUAAUAAAACUGCCAUAGACCUUCUCCUAUGGGCACGGUCAAUUGACGCUCUUUAAAGUUCCUCCUGCUGAACAAUGCUAUUCUGGCAGAGCUGAGGGCAGUAUUUUCUGUGUCACAUGUUUUGUUGAAAGCAGUAAAUAUUUUAAUAUUACACUGUAAAUUUAUUUUUAGUUUAACGUUUUGGUUUAUUUUUACAUUCCUUUAUUUUUUUUUCUUAUGUUACGGUCAUCUCACUGGUACAUAUGUUGUAACACAAGUUUGUACACAAUUUUGUUAAUUAUGGAGGAAAACCAAACACAGUUGUAUGCUAAAAGUUAUAUUUUGUCUACCUUUUCUUAAACUAUUUUUAUAUCCCCCCCCCCCCCCCCCUUUAAUAUAAAUUGAAUGUCAGCUGUAAUACCAUGUUUGUUAAAGGGAUUGUCCCAUCUCAACAUUUAUGGCAAACCCAUAGAAGAUGCCACAAAUGUCGUAACACUGUAUAUGUACUAUGGAUAUAAGAGGACACAGAGUUCAAGUGUGUGCUAAUAUUGUGUGGAAAGGUGGCAUCUAUGUGCAGCUGCAACAUUAAGAAAGCGAACCUGUUGAAAUUGCCUAGAUUUUUACGUUGACAAUAAAAUAUGUGGACUGAU
Bufo gargarizans (Asiatic toad) is the source of this 1066-nucleotide messenger RNA. It is a transcript of the gene SPTSSA, whose product is annotated as serine palmitoyltransferase small subunit A. The record is from RefSeq and is a predicted model, not a curated record. Gene Ontology annotation, biological process: ceramide biosynthetic process. Gene Ontology annotation, molecular function: serine C-palmitoyltransferase activity. Bases 72 to 308 code for a protein of 78 amino acids. The transcript is spliced from 2 exons. Gene Ontology annotation, cellular component: serine palmitoyltransferase complex. Lineage: Eukaryota; Metazoa; Chordata; Amphibia; Anura; Bufonidae.